CUGCUGCGAAGGUACUUCCGGGUCAGUGAACCGGAAGUGAACGGGACAGACACGCCGCACCGCCGAGCACCCUCUCGUGCCAGUGACUUGUGGCGCUUUCUAGAGCACUCUGGUCCUCUGACUCGUCUAACUGGGGGGGACAGGGACCACUGUGGACGGACUGUGGUCACAAUAAGAUGAGAGGAAGCCAGGUGAGGCAGGCAGAGACCGAGAGGAGCACGGUGAGCGUGGAGCAAAGCUAACCCACGAAUGGCCUGCCGGUCUGUUGCUGCAGUCAUGGACGAGCAGGCCCUGCUGGGGCUCAACCCGAACGCCGAUGCCCGCUACAGGCAGAGGGCCAUGGCGUACUUUGAGCAGCUGAAGGAGUCGCAGGACGCAUGGGAGGUGUGUGCACAGGCGCUCGCCAAAGGCCUCUACAGUGAUGACCACGUCAAGUUCUUUUGCUUCCAAGUGUUGGAGCAUCAGAUCAAGUACAGACACGGCGGGCUGAGCGGCACCCAGCAGCAGCUCAUCAGGGAGACCCUGAUGAAGUGGCUGCAGAUGCAGCUGAUGAGUGGCCACCCCGAGAAGGUGUUCAUCAGGAACAAAGCAGCUCAGGUGUUGGCUCUCACCUUCAUCACGGAGUACCUGACCUUGUGGCCCAAGUUCUUCUUUGACGUCCUGACCCUGGUGGGCCUCAACCCUCACGGCGUGGACAUCUACCUGAGGACCCUCAUGGCCAUCGACGCCGAGGUGGUGGACCGAGACAUCCUGCACGCCCCUGAGGAGACGCGCAGGAACACGUUGAUUAAAGACGCCAUGCGUGAGCAGUGCAUCCCCAGCCUGGUGGAGUCCUGGUUCCAGAUCCUGCACACGUACCAGCACACCCACCCCGAGCUCACCUGCCAGUGUCUGGAGGUGGUCGGGGCCUACGUGUCCUGGAUCGAGCUCGGCCUCAUCGCCAACGAGCGGUUCGUCAACCUGCUGCUGAGUCACAUGUCGGUGGACGAGCUGCGAGAGGAAGCCUGCGACUGUCUGCUGGAGAUGGUCAACAAGGGCAUGGACCCUGUGGACAAGACCAAGCUGGUGGAGUCUCUGUGCCAAGUCCUGCAGUCUGCAGGAUUCUUCAACGUAGACCAGGAGGACGACGUGGACUUCCUGGCCAAGUUCUCGCGUCUGGUCAACGGCAUGGGCCAGAGUCUGGUCCUGAGCUGGACCAAGCUGGUCAAGGCGGGAAGCGUCAAAGACGCCUCCGACUCGCUCGACGCCUUGGAGGCCAAGGUGGCGCUGAUGCUGCGGCUGCUGGUGCACCAGGACGACGACAUCUCAGCCAACGUGGUGGGCUUCUGCUACGAGUACCUGCACGUCCUCAAACAGCUUCCUGAACUCAGUGAGCAUCAGAAGAGCAACGUGGAGGCCAUCAUGCUGGCGGUCAUCAAGAAGCUGACGUACGAUGAAGAGUACAACUUUGAGAAUGAGGGUGAAGACGAGGCCAUGUUUGUGGAGUACAGGAAGCAGCUGAAGAUGCUGCUGGACCGUCUGGCCCAAGUGUCCCCUGAGCUGCUGCUGGAGGCCGUCCGCCGAGUCUUCACCGGCACCAUGCGGAACUGGCAGAGCGCCACCUUCAUGGAGGUGGAGGUGGCGGUGCGGCUGCUGUACAUGCUGGGCGAGGCGCUGCCCGCAUCUCACGGCGCUCACUUCUCCGGAGACACGGUGAAGACGGGUGCCCUGCAGGACAUGAUGAGGACGCUGGUGACGUGCGGCGUCAGCGGCUACCAGCACACGUCCGUCUCUCUGGAAUUCUUCGAAACGGUCGUCCGAUACGAUAAAUUCUUCAUUGUGGAGCCGCAGCACAUUCCCAAUGUCUUGAUGGCUUUUCUGGACCACAGAGGACUGAGACACAACAGUCCCAAAGUCCGCAGUCGGGUGGCGUACCUUUUCUCCCGCUUCAUCAAAACACUACACAAACACAUGACGGCCUUCAUCGAGGACAUCCUGACUCGGAUCCAGGACCUGCUGGAGUUGGCUCCUCCCGAGAAUGGCUCGGUGGCGCCACUGACCAACGACGACCAGCUCUUCAUGUUCGAGUUGGCGGGUGUGCUGAUCGUGAGCGGGGAGAGCCCGGUGGAGAGGAAGCAGGCUCUGAUGAGGGGCCUGCUGGUGCCGCUGAUGGACGCUUUCCGUUUGCUGCUCGCCAAGCUUCCUGUGGAGACAGACGAGGAGAGGCAGGCCGCCGUUGCCGACUGCCUGAGCCACGCUGUUGGCUUCGCCAGCCGCACCAGCAAGGCGUUCAGCAACAAGCAGACGGUGAAGCAGUGCGGCUGCACGGAAGUCUACAGAGACUGCCUGCACACCUUCCUGCCCGCACUGAGCUGCCCCGUCCAGCGGGGGGUGCUGCGCAGCUGCGUGCGCUCCUUCCUGCACCGCAUGAUCAUCUGCCUGGAGGAAGAGGUGCUGCCCUUCAUCCCUGCCGCCUCUGAGCACAUGCUGAAGGACUGCGAGGCCAAAGACCUGCAGGAGUUCAUCCCGCUCAUCAGCCAGAUCACUGCCAAGUUCAAACGGCAGGUGUCUCCCUUCCUGCAGCAGGUGUUCAUGCCGCUGGUGCUCGCCAUCUUUGAGGCGCUGGCGCGUCCAGCCGAGGACAACGACCAGGCGGCUGCCCUGGAGAAGCAGAUGCUGCGCAGGAGCUACUUCUCCUUCAUCCAGACCGUCGCAGGGAGCGGCAUGAACGAGGUCAUGGCCAACCAGGGAGCAGAGAACAUGGAGCGCGUGGUGUUCACCAUCAUCCAGGGCGCCGUGGACUUCCCAGACCCCGUGGCCCAGAAGACCUGCUUCAUCAUCCUGGCCAAGCUGGUGGAGCUUUGGGGGGGCAAAGACGGCACGGUGGGCUUCACCGACUUCAUUUACAAGCACAUCGUUCCCGCCUGCUUCCUGGCUCCCCUCAAGCCCACCUUUGACCUCUCAGACGCUCAGACCGUGCUGAUGCUGUCCGAGGCCGUGAUCACGCUGAAGACCAUCCACGUCAAACAGGGGGCGGAGUUUGUUCACUUCCUGCAGCACGACUACCUGCCCUCCCUUCACGUGUCUCCAGAUAUCGCACAGGAGAUGUGUCACGUCCUCCAGCAGCCCGACGUCAAAGUCCUCAAGACCUACAUGAAGGCGUUCUUCCAGCAAGCCAAGCUGUAGGAGGUCAAAGGGCGCAGCAAGUUAGCAUAGUAGCUGCUGUUUGCACGAACAUGAGGCCGCCGCGUCCCAUCCAGGUCAAAGGGUGGGCGGGAGGCCGUGACGAGAUGAGCUGUCCACGUGAACUUUGAACUUUGCCAGAGGCGUGGCUAGUGUGGAGGAGAAACUACACAAAAGGGCUGAAAAUGUUUAGAUGUUCCGCGUGUUGCUGUUUAAGUUAAUAUGCAAAUCAUGUGUCAAUCAUCUCAGCUGUUGGACGAAGAUGUUUUGGUUCCAAAGGAGGAACGAGGCGCAAGCAAGAAGACCCACGUUCCUGGCUUUAGUUUUUUUUUUUUUUUUUUUUCUUGUCUUCUGAGAAAUCCAGACAAUAAAAGGUGUAAAUAAAUCAAA
Dunckerocampus dactyliophorus (ringed pipefish) is the source of this 3552-nucleotide messenger RNA. It is a transcript of the gene xpot, whose product is annotated as exportin, tRNA (nuclear export receptor for tRNAs). Gene Ontology annotation, cellular component: cytoplasm; nuclear pore; nuclear matrix. NCBI's taxonomy places the organism in Eukaryota, Metazoa, Chordata, Actinopteri, Syngnathiformes, Syngnathidae. The record is from RefSeq and is a predicted model, not a curated record. The transcript is spliced from 25 exons. The coding region runs from base 250 to 3165 and encodes 971 amino acids. Gene Ontology annotation, biological process: tRNA re-export from nucleus; intracellular protein transport. Gene Ontology annotation, molecular function: small GTPase binding; tRNA binding.